Molecule: messenger RNA, 357 nt
Organism: Acomys russatus (golden spiny mouse)
Lineage: Eukaryota; Metazoa; Chordata; Mammalia; Rodentia; Muridae
Gene: Gml
Product: glycosylphosphatidylinositol anchored molecule like
Exons: 3
Coding region: 1-357 (118 amino acids)
Source: RefSeq, a predicted model, not a curated record
AUGCUCCCCUUCUUCUUGUUACUUCUCCUGGGGCUCCCACGGGUGGGUACUACUGUCAACAAUGCCACUGGGUUGGACAACAGUACCAGUGGCUUGAGCAUUGACAUCGAGCCUAGGCAAGGUAUGAACUCUCGAGAACUCCUCACCUACAAGAACUGCAAUGAGAACUGCUCCUUCUACUAUGUCCACUGCUGUGUGACCCACAAUUGCAACAAUGUAGGACCUUCUAAUAUAGAGAGGGACUUGCUACCUGACGCGGUGGUUGAGGAGACCACGAUUGAGAGGGCUGUGUGUCUGGGGGAGUUCAACCUUCUCCUGAGCCUUGCCUCGAUACUCUCCAGCGGCAUACUGGCCUGA